AUGUCUUAUUCAUCAAGAUAUUCAUCUAGCAUAUCAUCUACAGUACGUUCUUCAGGAAUUGGUGGUACUACAACAAAUACAUCCCAAUACUAAAGUACCAGUACAGCUGAUGUACCUCAAAGACCUAGCACUUAGCGUAAAUCCAUUAUGUACUUAUCUAUUCAUUAUAUUAAAGGGUAAAGGGUUAAUAGGAAGCUGUGAAUGUGAGUGUACCUCCCCCAUCAAAGGAACGAAAAUGGCUUGGUGAGAAGCCUGAAGUUGUGUGCUUUUUACUUGCUUUAGAAGUAGACAGACUACAAAGAGAAAACUCAGAUCAAAGAACCAUAAUAAAUGAGUUGUAAAGUAAUUACACAAAAUUGCAAAGUGAUUAUACAAGUUUGUAGGACAAGUACAAUAUUGAAAUGUAACAAUAUAAGUAAGAGAGAUGAGUUAAUUAUUAGGACUACGAUAGAUUAGCAGAACAUAAGAAUAAAGUCACUUGAAGAUGAAAUCAAUCAAUAUAAAUCAAAGUUGGGAUAAGUAGAUAAUUCAUUGGCUAGUAAGUUAUAGUAGGCUGAGUAGAGAAUUAAAGAUUUGGAACGAUAAUUGAAGGAUUAGGAAAGUAAAUAUACAUUAGAAAUAAAUAAUCUAAAGUCUUCUUGGAGUACUGAAAGGAGUAAUUAUGAGAGUGAGAUUAAGAGAUUGAAAUUGGAUAUUGAGAAUUAUUUGAAGUAGAUACAAGAUUUGAAAGGAAAUUCAUCUUCAGAAGUAGAUAGAUUGAAUAAGAGAAUCAAAGAAUUGGAAGCUUAGAUUUAAGAUUAUAUUCUGAAAAUAAAAAAUUAUGAAAGUUAGAUAUCUGAUUUUUAAACUAAAUUAAGGGAAUGGGAAGCUAGAGGAAGAGAUUAUGAUUCUAAAAUAGCACAAUAUUAAUCUGAUUUAGAUUCUUUGAGAAAUCAAUUAAGAGAUCGUGAUUCAGAAAUUGAACGUUAUAAACGUGAUUUAGAUGAUUGGAGAAAUAAGUACAGUGACUUGGAAUUACAAUUUUCAAAAUAUAAAUCUAAUUCAGGAGGUGAAACUGAAAGACUCAAUGGUUUGUUGAGAGAUAGAGAAAAUGAUAUUAAUAAAUUACAAUUGGAGUUAAGAAACACAAUUGAUUAAUGGACAUCUAAAUAUGAAACUCUAGAAAAUCAAUACAGAUAAGCAUAGAGUGAAAUUGAGAGAUUGAAUGGAGUGGUUAGAAAUUUAGAAGAUGAAAUCAAUAGAUUAAGAUAACUUAUUGAUUAAAUGUAAAGAGAAAUUGAUGAUUGGAGAUUGAAAUAUGGAGAUUUAGAAAAUAAAUAUAAUUCAGCUAUUAGAAAUUAUGAAUCUUAAAUUAAUGAUCUUAAUUCUCAAUUAAGGUAAUAUUAAUCAGAUCUUGAUACUUGGAGAAAUAGAUAUGGAUAAUUAGAGAAUGAGAAUUCUAAUUUAAAGAAUAAUAGUUCAGGAUAGGAUAAUUUUAUUAAAGAAUAAGAAAGUAUUAUAAGAAGAUUAGAAUCUGAUUUAUAAAGGGCAUAAGAUAUCAUUGCUUAGAAAGAUUAAGAGUUGAAUCGAUUAGCUAAUGAUCUAUCAAAUGCUGAAUCUAGAAUUAGAGAAUUGGAAUUCCUUGUUUAAUAAUUAUAAGCUUAAAUUGAUGAUUAUCGUAAAGAAAUUGAGAGAUUAUAAUAAAUGAUUUAAGAAAGAGAUCAUAAUCUUGAUAUGGCUGAAAAGGAUUUAGAAGAGGCUGAUAGAAAAAUCAAUUAAUUAUAAAAUGAAAAUGAUACACUUAAUGAAGAAUUGAGAGAUUAUAGAUAGAAUUAUGAUUAAGUAUUAAAGGAUAAUGAAUUAUUAGAAAAAAAAAUCAGUGAUCUUGAAUCUAAAACAGUAUUUUUAGCAUAAGAAAUAGAUAGAUUAAAACUUAUUUUAGAAAGAAGAAAUAAAGAGAUUGAAGAUCUAAAAAGUUAGAUUUUAAAGUUGAAAGCUGAAAUUGUUAUUCUUGAAAAAUAAAUUACAGAAUUCCGUCAAAAAUUGGAUGAUAAAUUAAAAGACUAUGAUGAUUUAAAUAAAAAACUUAUAGAGAGAGUAUUAGAAGUUUAAUAAUUGAAUUCUUAAUUAAUGAUUUUGAAUCAAUAACUUGUUUAAUUAUAAUCAGUAAAUGAAAAAUGUAAAAGUUAAGAAGAUUAAAUCAAGGAUUAUCUAAGAUAAUUAGAUGAAUUAACAAGAUAAUUGAAUAAGGCUCAAUAAGAAAUUAAUUUAUUAUAAGGAUUUAAGGAUAGAUUACCAGAAGCAGAUAGAAAAAUUUAAGAACUUUUAAAAGAAAUUGAUCGUUUACAAUAACUUUAUAAGGAUAAGGUUACUGAAAAUGAUGUUUUAUCAUAAAAACUUAGUACAAGUGAAGUUGAAUUAAAUAGAAUUAGAUUGAUUGAAAAAUAGUUUAAUGAUUUUAAGAAAUAAGCAUAAACAACUGAAUAAGAAUUUACAAGAAUUAAAUAAACAUUUGAAUAAAAAGGAAAUGAAAGUGAUAAAUUAAAAUAAACAAUUGCAAGUUUAGAAUAAUAAUUAUAAGAUAGGAAAGUUAUGUAAGAUAAAUUAAAAGUACUUGAAUAACAAUUAGGUAACAAUUUAUAGUUAUAAUUAUUAGCAUAAGCUCAAAAAGAUUUAACAAAUUUAACUAAAGAUAGAGAUAAAAAAGAUUAAGAAUUGUAAAAAUUGAAAGAUUAAAUAGCUGUAUUGUAAAGUACAUUGAAAACUAAAGAAGAUUAAUUUAAUUAACUUAAGUAAUAAUUUGAUUAGAAUGUGAAUGAAUUAUCUAAAUAAAAAUAAACAUCAGGAUAAUUAGAAGCAAAAGCAUCACAAAUAGGAUUGAUGAAUGAUAAAUGGACAAGUUCAGAAAAAUAGAAUAAAUAACUAUAGACAGAUAAUGAUAAAUUAAAGAAAGAUUUAGAAUUAAGAACAAAAGAAAGAGAAUAAUUGAAAUUAGAUAAAGUUCAAUUAGAAAAUGACUUAUUAGCUUUCAAAUCAUAGGUUAGAAAAUGAAG
Paramecium sonneborni is the source of this 3032-nucleotide messenger RNA. NCBI's taxonomy places the organism in Eukaryota, Ciliophora, Oligohymenophorea, Peniculida, Parameciidae. The record is from the annotation of a GenBank genome assembly.